GGUGCGGGGACAGGAGCGCGGGGCAGCCUGUCUGAACGCAGGGGUCAAACGCAGAGUGACUGCCCGGGCACCGCAGUCACCGGCGGCGCUGCGCCCUCUCCUACCGGCGAGGGCGCACCGAGCUCGCCGUGCCGAACCGCGCCGGGUUGCCGGGCUCUGCACUGGCUGCAGGAACAGGUGAACGGGCGGCUCGGUGCUGUGCGGUGCUCAGUGGGAUACGGGAUGAAAACACCCCCGUGUAAUUGCACUUUGAGAGAAUAAACAGCUGCAACAAAAUGUGACUCAGUUCUACAAACCAGAGCCCUUCUGAUUCCCAAAAGCGACCUCCAGCACAAGUGAGAACAGGAUGACCUGAGCCUUGUUGGCUGGCAAAGUUUCCAAGAUGCUAACACCACCUUGAAGUUCCUGGGAUUUGAGAACACACACACUAUGCCCUUUUUCCCUUUGCUCCAGAGAGCUAAUAUGCAGCCCCUCUAUGCCUCACUCCCUUUGCUGAGAACGCUGUCUCCAUGCUUCAGAGUUUUCUCAGCUUCAAACCAACCAGAGCAGUGACGAGGUUCUUCUCAUUGUAACCCACAGCUCUACAACCCCUCCACUGAGAACAUGACUGAAUUCAGUAGGGUUUGGGUGCAUUUAUUUACCUCGAUGUGUAAGUCAACAAACACUGCCCCACUGCAGCAACCAGCCUAUGAAUAAACAUUAGGAGGGUGCCAUUUUAUUGGGGCUUCUUACCAGAUUGCAGACUUCAGCUCUUAUGAUACGAACUUUAGCAUCAUCGCAUUCUUUUUCUCAAAACAUUCCAAGCUCUUUGUGGAAACUGGGCCGACUUAAUCAUGUAGCAAUUGCAGUGCCUGAUUUGGAAAAAGCUCAGUCCUUGUAUAAAGAUGUGUUAGGAGCACAGGUGAGCGAGACUGUAGCUCUGCCUGAACAUGGUGUCUACACUGUUUUUGUGGAGCUGGGAAAUACAAAGCUGGAACUUCUACACCCUUUAGGAGAGAAAAGUCCCAUUACAAGUUUUCUGCAAAAGAACAAGACUGGAGGAAUGCAUCAUAUCUGCAUUGAGGUUGAUGACAUAAAAGCAGCUAUGGCAGAACUGAAGAAAAAAAAGAUUCGAAUACUGAGUGAAGAGCCAAAAAUAGGUGCACAUGGCAAACCCGUGAUUUUUCUUCACCCUAAAGAUUGCCAUGGAGUCCUUGUGGAACUUGAACAAGCCUGAGCUGUAAUAUUCAUAUAUAAAACAAUAAAUGAGUUGUGAAGUUA
This is a messenger RNA of Cygnus olor (mute swan), 1260 nucleotides long. It is a transcript of the gene MCEE, whose product is annotated as methylmalonyl-CoA epimerase. Bases 755 to 1216 code for a protein of 153 amino acids. The transcript is spliced from 3 exons. Gene Ontology annotation, cellular component: mitochondrion. Gene Ontology annotation, molecular function: methylmalonyl-CoA epimerase activity. The record is from RefSeq and is a predicted model, not a curated record. Gene Ontology annotation, biological process: L-methylmalonyl-CoA metabolic process. NCBI's taxonomy places the organism in Eukaryota, Metazoa, Chordata, Aves, Anseriformes, Anatidae.